Molecule: messenger RNA, 984 nt
Organism: Baudoinia panamericana UAMH 10762
Lineage: Eukaryota; Fungi; Ascomycota; Dothideomycetes; Mycosphaerellales; Teratosphaeriaceae
Exons: 3
Coding region: 85-984 (299 amino acids)
Biological process (GO): L-cystine transport
Cellular component (GO): fungal-type vacuole; vacuolar membrane
Molecular function (GO): L-cystine transmembrane transporter activity
Source: RefSeq, a predicted model, not a curated record
GAUAGAUAGCAAACAGGACAGGCAGGCAGUGUUCUCUUUUAACCAUCAACGCCACCCUCAUCACCUCUCCACCCCUUCGUGACCAUGUCUGCAACUGACCUCAAGCUCUUUGCUCGCGUGCUCUCAGACAUCUCCGGUUGGCUCUACUUCGCCCUCUGGUCCCUCUCCUUCUACCCCCAACCCCUGCUCAAUCACCGCCGCCGCACAACCACUGGCCUAACCCCGGACUUCCCCCUCCUCAACGUCUUCGGCUUCACCUGCUACACCCUUGCCACCGCCGCCCUCCUCUACUCUCCCGCAAUCCGAAAACAAUAUGCUGCUCGCCACCCUUCCGCCCCGGAACCAACCGUCCGUUUCAACGACCUCGCUUUCGGCGUCCACGCUUGGGUUCUAUGUGCGAUAACGUUCUCCCAAUUCUGGCCUAGCUUAUGGGGCUGGAAGCCCGUCAAGGAUGUGACGCGAAGACCCAACGCAAUCACCUUGACCAUCCUCUCGGCCAGCCUGCUCGCCAUCGUGCUGGUAACCUUCCUCGUCCUAACCGAAACAAACGACCACCCAAACCAAUGGGCGUGGCUCGACGUUAUCUACACCCUAGGCUACACAAAACUCCUCUUAACAAUCUUCAAAUACACCCCCCAAGUGCACUCCAACUUCCGCCGGCGCUCCACAGCGGGGUGGUCGAUCCACCAAGUCUUACUCGACUUUGGCGGCGGGGUGCUGAGUAUGCUGCAACUGGUCAUUGACAGUGCGUUGCAGGCGGAUUGGUCGGGACUUACUGGCAACCCGGCGAAAUUCGGCCUGGCGAAUAUUAGUUUGGGGUUUGAUGUAAUCUUUCUAGUACAGCAUUACGUGCUUUACGGGCCGGUGGAGCGGGGGCAGGGAGGGGGAGAGGGAGGGGAUGGGAGGGAUCUGAGCAAACGGGAUGGUGUGGGAUUUGAGGUGGUGGAUGGGGAGAGGAGGCCGUUACUGCCCACGAGCAGAUGA